Molecule: messenger RNA, 438 nt
Organism: Loa loa (African eye worm)
Lineage: Eukaryota; Metazoa; Nematoda; Chromadorea; Rhabditida; Onchocercidae
Exons: 2
Coding region: 1-438 (145 amino acids)
Biological process (GO): tRNA splicing, via endonucleolytic cleavage and ligation; tRNA-type intron splice site recognition and cleavage
Molecular function (GO): nucleic acid binding; tRNA-intron lyase activity
Source: RefSeq, a predicted model, not a curated record
AUGGCCGAUGAAUUUUUGACAAAAAAAUUGGAUGGUUUGCUGGAUGGUUUUUACCAGAGCAAAUUAUUUAUAGAUGAUACUCGCGAAGAAGCGUAUGAAGAAAUGGAAAGACCACCGUUUCCUAAAAGUUCAGUUUUCCGGAUCCGGCUAAACACAUUUCGUGAUUUGUGGCGUAGAGGCUACUAUUUAACGUGUGGUUUGAAGUUUGGGUGUGAUUAUCUUGCUUAUGAAUCAAUCCCUGGUGAGGAUCAUUCCAAGUGGCUAGUGAAAUGUGUGGAUUCACAAGAUGCUUUAUCAUCCUUAGAUCUUAUUGCACUCUCAAGGCUUUCCUCUCAAGUAAAGAAGCAUGUCUUGCUAGCUAUUGUCUCACCUGACACUUUAUCACCCUAUUACAUUGAAUAUUCCUGGUGGAAACCUCAGCGAUCUCAGAAUGUAUAG